UGCAGAGUACCGGCUGGUAUCGAUGACCGAUAGCACAGAGAAUCGGCAUCGGUGUUCGUAUCGAUGUCUGUUGUUUUGCACGUGUUCCAAAUUAAGUUGGUGGUUUUGUUUAAGUCGGCGAGUUGAUUUAGAGAUUCAGGGCCGCCAUGCAGCACGACGAUGUGGUUUGGAGCAUCAUCAACAAGUCCUUCUGCUCGCACAAAGUCAAGACCGACACGCGCACCUUCUGCCGGCAUGAGUACAACCUGACGGGUCUGUGCACCCGCCGGACCUGUCCGCUGGCCAACUCCCAGUACGCCACCGUGCGCGAGGAGAAGGGCAUCAUCUAUCUGUUCAUCAAGACGGCGGAGCGGUCCCACAUGCCCGCCAAGCUGUGGGAGCGCAUCAAGCUGUCCCGCAACUUCGAGAAGGCCAUCGAGCAGAUCAACGAGAACCUGGUCUUCUGGCCCAAGUACAUGAUAGCCAAGAACAAGCAGCGCUUCCUCAAGAUCACCCAGUACCUGAUGCGGAUGCGCAAGCUGAAGCUGCGCCGCCAGAAGCUCAUCGUGCCACUCUCCACGAAGAUCGAGCGGCGGGAGGCGCGGCGCGAGGAGAAGGCCUUGGUGGCCGCCAAGAUCGACAACCACAUCGAGAAGGCCCUCAUGGACCGGCUCAAGAACGGCACCUACCGCGACAUCUACAACUUCUCACAGACCGCCUUCAACAAGGCUCUGGAGGCGGAGCGGGUGGACGAGGAGGACGAGGACCUGGACGACGAGGAUGAGGAGGAGCAGGAGCACGAGCGCGAGAUGGAGGUGGACGCCGACGAUUCCCGCGAGGCCGUCGAGCUGCAGCGCUCCCUGCUCGACGAGGAGUUCGUGGAGGCGGACACGGAUGAUGAUGAGGACGAUGACGACGACGAGGAGGAGGACUACGACAGCGAUUCCGGCAAGCGGGAGGAGGUCGAGGUGGGCAGCGACUUUGCAGAGUCCGACGAGGACGAUGAUCCGGAUGCUGACGACAUUGAGGACAUCAAAGUGCCGUCCAAGAAGGCAGCCAGCAGGUCGAAGAAGGACAAGAAGUCGCCGGCGCCCAGUCGACGCAGCCGCGCGAAGCCCAAGCUGGAGCUGGAGUACGAGUAUGAGGUGGAGAAGGAGGCGCAGGGCCAGCUGCGCCAUUAGCCAGGUCCGCACCACGUUCCCCAAGCACCCCCACUUAGCUGAUAGCGCUUAUUGUUUAGCCCACUACGUUUGUAAUGCCGCCUAGGAAUAGUAUUUUAUAAAACACUCGAUGAAACCCUGACGAACACUGUCUGUGCUUCUGCCCGCCAAAUGGAUCCCUGCAUCCCGGCGCAUCCCCCGGUGCGGCUGGCGCGCUCGCUCGCUCACUGACCAAAAUCGAGCUGGCUGACAUUGAAAGUGCGUGCGUCGGGGGCUCAGACUCGCGGGGGUUAAGCGGCGCGGCGGCAGCGCCAUGUAAAAACCAGUUUGGGAAAUAUUCUAUAAAAACUAAACAAUUUCAGCCGGAGCAGUGCUUUUCUGCAUACCCUGUACGGAGUUGCGGGGCAACUAGCUUUGUGGACCAUUUAAGUUAGGUAGCCUGAAGGUUCUCCUUUGGGCCUUGGCUGACUAUAUUUUUUUAAGAACUCAUUCUUUUAGGGCGAAACUCAAUUUUGUUACUAGAAAAUGUCUUAGUUUUAACGGAUUUCCAAGGACUUGCAGCAAAUAAAUGAGAAGAUCUAAUUGGC
This is a messenger RNA of Drosophila biarmipes, 1726 nucleotides long. RefSeq names its product protein MAK16 homolog A (gene Rbm13). Bases 147 to 1160 code for a protein of 337 amino acids. The record is from RefSeq and is a predicted model, not a curated record. Gene Ontology annotation, biological process: maturation of 5.8S rRNA; maturation of LSU-rRNA. The transcript is spliced from 4 exons. Gene Ontology annotation, cellular component: preribosome, large subunit precursor; nucleolus. NCBI's taxonomy places the organism in Eukaryota, Metazoa, Arthropoda, Insecta, Diptera, Drosophilidae.